Messenger RNA from Scatophagus argus, 2097 nucleotides. RefSeq lists its product as uncharacterized. The transcript is spliced from 6 exons. Lineage: Eukaryota; Metazoa; Chordata; Actinopteri; Scatophagidae. Gene Ontology annotation, biological process: response to bacterium. The record is from RefSeq and is a predicted model, not a curated record. Bases 1333 to 2001 code for a protein of 222 amino acids.
GUUACCAUCUUCCUUGUCAAAGGAAAUGUAAUUUUUUUCAAUGUGUCCCUUCUGUUUUUCCCCUUUAGUUGACUAAAACUGUUCUAUAAACUGAUGCUUUGUACACAUUACUGUCUAGAUUGCCAUGAGUGAGGUGACUUGUUUCACAGCAGUGGUAUGAAUUAUAAAAAGAAACAGUAAAUAGCAGCCUAGUCAUGAAUACAAAAAUACUAUAAUUGUAGGCCUGGUUUAGAUAAAAGUGUAGAAAUUAACCCGAAGGCAACAAACAGCAACCACAGGAAGACUGGUUUCCAGCCAUAACCGCACACGCAUCAAAGACCUCGCAAGGUGCAGCAAGAGUGAAGCUGCUUAAAAUGAUAUCCAACCUGUUUCAUGACUCCACCCAUCACAUAUUGACUGACUGACAUCCAUGAGAAGCUGCUUUCAGGCAUGUCAAAAGCUACAGACUCACACUUGCACAACCAGACAUGAGAGCAAUGAUUUGAUGCAUCUUGAAAGAUGUCUGCAUGUUACCUUGACAAUAAUCACUGAUCCACAAGACCACAACAAAUAACACAAUAAAAUUCGGGGUGUAGUCACCUAUAUACAAAUACACACUUUGUGUCACACUUGCCAGUGAAUUGACACUUUGACAUCAACCGAAAAUCAUAGUGGUCCAGGUUUAUCCCUCCAUGGCCAUCAUGGACCAUAAAGUUGCUGGCUACGAUCACCAACGCUGUGGUCACUGUAACGGAGCAAGAAUCAUCCACACGUUUGGAGGAACCUUCAGGUGACCACAUUGUCCUGAAACAGAGUGUUCAUAGAGAGCAGCAUCCACAGUGGAACACAGCCACAAUAUGUGGCAGCUCGUUUCAGGGCCACAAGACGACUGUGCUCUCAAUGUUUCACCCUGGCUUUACUCCAGUGCAUAAUCCCAACAGAAGGAAAAAAGAAACAUCCUCCAACAAGAGUGCAGAAAUACUGCCAGACAUUAACAUGUUAACUUUUAUCUCAGCUUGAGUGCCUUCCUGUAUUCAGUCAAACAUUCUGAAGAAUUCAAUGUCUCUGACGACUUUGAGCUAUAUGAUCAGGUAAAGGUGUUGUGCUAUGCAUUAUGUCUUAUCUUAUUAUGUCUUGUUGAUUGUACUGAAUGACUUUGGUGUGAAGAUUACUACCAAAUAAUGUUUGGUGGAAAAUAGAUUUGUGUGAUACUCACGCCAUCUAAAAUAUGUAUCACCACCUAUUUUCCUGAAGACAUGAAUGUAGUCAGUCAGAGCAACCAGCCCACCUCUUUACAUAGGGAGCAGCCUUCCUGCUGCACACUCUAAUUACGAACAUUCAGCCAGACACACCAUGAUGAGCUUCACUUUAGUCGCCUCCAUUCUAUACAGCCUCAGCUGGAUCUCUGUCUCGCUUUCUGAGUAUCAGACUGUGGAGGCUCAGCCUGGUGAAGAUGUCACACUGAGGAUUACGAAUAUGACCAAAUAUGAAACUUCGAUAUUCUGGUUCAAGCUGGUCAAUAGAACCAACGCCAGCUGUAUCUCCGCCAUGUUUAAAACGACAGUUGAAUUCUGUGAUGGAUAUGACAGCAGAAAAUUUGAAAUGAGCUCCAACAUCUCCACUGUCUCUCUCAAAAUCAAACAAGUGGAUUCAUCUGACUCUGGACUGUAUUUAUGUGGAUUUUUCAAUUCUGGAAAAUCACUUUUCAGUGUGAUACGCUUAAAUGUAAAAGGUAGUGAUGAGCCACAUGAUGACGUGAUCAGCAAGUGUACAAUUGAGUCUAAAGGAGUUGCAAAGAUGACGAGUGCGAUCCUGGGUGGUCUGACUGUUUGCCUUCUAAUGGUCAUUAUCGUUCUCGUUGUUCAAAACAGGAAACUGCAGACAGCUGAUAAAGAAGAUCACAAUCCACAGCAAAGUGAGAACGUGAGCUGUGAUGAGCUGAACUACGCAGCAGUGACAUUUCAACCAAAAGCAAAAAGGAGAGCGCCUGAGCCAAAUGUUGUUUAUGCUGCCACCAGAUAGACUCAGGAGGCAACUGGAAAUGAUGCUGUGUCAUGUUAAUAUGCUUUGAUUGUGACAGCAAGAACCACUGAUACCAACACAUUUCAUUUUGCAAUA